AUGUCAGGUAGCCGUUAUCAGUUAGGUGUGAGUUAUUCGAGUGCAUUGGAAGGCGCGGGGCGGACGCGGCGUGCGCGGUGCGGCGACAGAAGGAGGUCAGUGUGCGCGCGGGAAUUAGGUCAGGGCGGUAUCGGAUGCAUUCGGCUCGGAGUCGCUCGGGCCCCGUCGGGCGAGUCCGUUCGCGCCGGCGUGUGGCUGCCAUCGAUCGCCGCCCACGCGGCGCAGCGCCGCUCGAGUGCUCCGCGAGUCGCGACGCGAGUCCCGGGCUUGGCCCCUCAACGAUGGCGGCGUGAGCGCGCGCCGCCCGCGGCCUCCGGCGGACAUGCCGCGAUGGCCAGAGAGGUAACCGCGACGCGCCCGGCGCCCGGCCGCCGCCCCCCUUCGCUUAUGUAA
Messenger RNA from Diatraea saccharalis (sugarcane borer), 393 nucleotides. Lineage: Eukaryota; Metazoa; Arthropoda; Insecta; Lepidoptera; Crambidae. The record is from the annotation of a GenBank genome assembly.